GGCAGAUAAUAUUUCCGAUUAUUUGAGCGUGUUUGAGGACAACUCGGCGUCGCAAAAAUGAACGUAAAGACCUCGUCGCUGAUGACUCCCGACCCAUAUCACAUACCGGGGUAAGUCUUUAUGUCUUCUCGUGUUGGCGUGCUUUCUAUCAUAGAAAUUAACUAUAAUGAUCACAAUUUAUCUUGUUGCCUGGUUAGGCGCUUAAUCUGUAAACAAAGCGCAUCGCUAGACAACCUACAUUGAGUUCAACCCCAAGACGCUUAGAGAAUUGUGCUAAAAUCAUGCUAUCAUGCGAUAGACUAUGGUUUAGAAUAGUAUUUCACUAUUUCAUUUUUAGCUUUUUAAUAUACCACUACGAGAAUAAACUACAUUCAGGAUUAAUGCUGCUUAUAUAAAACCACGAGUAAACAUGAGUUCUGGUUUCAGAUAAAAAUUGCUAUGCAGUCGUCCAGAUCAUGAUCUAAGGCUUCGUUCAUUCGGGACUAAACGAUUUCAGAACUGCGCAAAUGCGCCUGGUUUCAUACGCGCCUCUACGGGGUUCACGACAUCUUGGCCAAGUGGGGCAAUACCAUGACCCUAGGGACAAGUACGAGACAAUACUUUUACCAAUGUGUUUGCUAACGCUAGAUGAUUUUACUGAGUCCAAUCCCAGACUAUUUUAGUCUGUCUUACGCCAGAUGAUUUCAUUCCGUCUAAGACGACAACGUAGAUGAUGAUCCAUGAAUGGGCACAAGCUUUCGUGUCCCGUUCAAGAGAAUCUGAUACGUUUGAAGCUAUACAGAAAACGAGAUCGUAAGACACUUUUCUUCAGGUGGGUGGUCUGUCCUCCCUAGGUGUCCAGUAAGGAUUAUCUCUUGUUGAUCCAAUGUUACUGUACUACAGGAGGAAACUGGAGUUUCUGGAGAAAAAGUGCGGUGUUUGCCGUUUAGUCGAGUCAAACUGCGAGUUGAAGCUGGAAGCACGGAGCACCGCUGUUUCCGGGGUGGUUGUAACGAAGCCAGACAGCGCUAUCCGCCAGAUAAUGACUUUUUUAAGCCUUUUUUUUCAUUGUCCGUUGAUUGGUAUAACCCAGAUUAAACUCGAGUAUUUAUAAAUUGAAGGUUUUUUAUGAAUUGCAAGGUCUUUAUCCGUGGUUUCACAGCUUUUCAUGCAUUCCUGGAAUGGUUAUCGUUAUCCGGCGCAAUCGGCUAUCUGGCCUCGUACAUGCAGCCGGCCCCUCGAUCAGACAACUUGCAGAAAUGCAACUUCAGUCACGUGAAAGACACGUGUACGACAGUGCCACAUACACACGUAAAAAUCUCGCAUCUUGUAGCAAGUCUGGCAACAAACCGUUGUGUUCGCACUGCUUGUCCCAAGUUGUCAACAAGUUUGGAACAAGCUUUUAACAACUUGUAACAACCUUGUUGAUAUUAUCAGAUUUUUUGCAAGAUUGUUCUAACAAGUCCGAUACAGUCAUGAUAUAACAAUAUUGUUACAACCUUGUGUCGUCAACCUUGUAACAUUCUUGUUAUAUCAGCCUUGUAACAAGUCUGAUAGUGCCAUCAAGCUUGUUACAAGUUGUUAACAGCUUGUUCCAAACUUGUUACAACAACUGGGAACACGCAGUGCGAAGACAACUUGUUGACAGCUUGUGAACAGAUUUGUAACAACUUGUUUGCAGACCUAUAACGACUUGCGCGUUUUUACGUGUGUACAAACGCGCAAGUUGUAACAAACCUGCAGCAGACUAAGCUAGCUUGUAGCAACGCUGUUCCAACAACUUGUCAACAGGAUGUGUUCGCACUGCUUGUUCCCAGCUUGUUGAUAACUUGCUACAAGGUUGUUGGGCUCAACAGACUUGCAAUUCAGCAAUUUGUCAACAAGUUGUGAGUGACAACCUUGUAGCAACUGGAUAAAAUAACAACAUUGUUACAACUUGUUGACAAGCUUGUUAUAAGCCUGUUGCGAACACAUCUUGUUGACAAGUUGUGAGAUUUUUACGUGUGUACGAGAACGUAGACUGCGAGCAAUCCCUCUAUUUUCCUUCGUUUUAUUGUUUCCCGGACUAAGACUGAACGCGCGGGAGUCCGGGAAACAAUAAAACGAAGGGAAAUAGAGGGAUUGCUCGCAGUCUAACGAGAACGUAAAACAAUGCAUCUCUUUCUAAACAUUUCUUCUCAACCUUGUGUUUCAGAUACAUAGGCUACUGUCCGCAAUUCAAAUACCAAAUUGGCGAGACGUUUGGCAGGACGACCUCCCAGCUUCUCACGGACUCCCGAAUCGCCAGUUCGGGACGACCAGUGUUGUCACCGCUCAACCCAAACCCACCAGCCCCGGAUCAGAGACGACAGUUGAUAUCAAGACGAGCUUUAAAACUUGGAGAUCAGAAACUGUUUGAGAAAAUGGUCCCUGGUUAUACAGGUACGAAAUUAGUGAGUGUAGUCUGUACAAGUUUGUGUUUUUAAGUAUUGCCUCCCGAUGUUGAUUCUGUGACCGCUGGCGAGCAUCGCAGACGUCUUAGGACAAAUGAAAACCGCCUAUCGUAAUUCAUCCGCCACUGUCACAGACAAGUCUUCCCGGAGGUCAAACAACUGAAACAAGGGCUAUCUCUUAUUGAUCGAUCUAGGGUUACUACAGGAGGAAACCUUUACUAAACUAACUAUAUUUGUAGAGGUCAAGGAGGGCCAUUUCUUACUGAUUUGGUGUUACUACAAGUGGAAACCUAAACUAAACUAAUACAGGAAGAAACUUAAACUAAACUAACUGUAUUUGUAGAGGUCAAGCAAUGUCCAUUUCCUAUUGAUCUAGUGUUACUGGAAACCGGCUUGGUAGAGUCAAAUCACGGUGCUAUAUCAACACUCUAACAAACAAAAUCCAUUUUUAGGCUUCAUCCCUAAAAGUGAACAUCACUUCGGCAAACGGUAUGCGGAGACAAGUCUCAGUGCAGUGGCAAACUUCGAAACAGACCAGGAGUUCAAUAGACGUCGCUUACAGGACCUCCAGACCGUGCAAGCCCUGCAAUCAGGCCAGGUGGUCCCAAGUGAGCAACUGAAUGAAAGAACGAUCAAAUUAACACAACACGAAACGCCUCUUAAGAAGACAAGAGAGCACCCGGCUGUGUAUUAUUCUAGGAAGUCUCCUCAACAUUCCCUCUCGCCACUCACAAUGGGAAAUGAAAACUCUAAGAAAUAUUUCAUGUCUGGGUAUACUGGCUUUGUCCCUCGGGCCAGAGGUAAGUGGUGAAGGAUUUAUUGAGGCUUAAAAUCAACGGCGGCUUCCAGUGUAGGUAUAGCGAAGAUUAAAAACUGCGAACGUUUUGUGUAUGCAACGUUUCCAGUCUCUACUGAAGAUGAAAUUUAAGGACUUCCAGGACUUUCAAGGAUGUUUUUCAGCAUGAUCCUUGCAAAUGGCAUGAAUUUUGCUUUUUGAGACACGACUAUGUAUUCAAAACCAAUAAUCUCUAUUAAGUAACGUUCGAUCGAGUGUUAUCAGCACAGCUGGAAAUUCAAGGAACUGCACUAAUUUUCAACGACUUUUCAGGCCUGGAUUUAUUUUUUUCAAAUUCAAAGACUUUCCAGGAUUUUCAAGGCCCGCGUGGACACCCUGUGUAUGAUACAACGUCUUGAAAAAUACGUUUCGAGCGAAGGCCCUUCGUCUGCUACAAACUUUGGUUAUCAACCUCCAGUUCCAGACAAAGGGUCUUCACUCAAUACGGCGAACCUUUUUUGUAUUUUUUAGGUAGUUGUAUCCAGGCAUCUUUAAAGCGCGCGAGCACCUUUUGAAGUUGUGCAGGCACACUAUCAAAGUUUCUGUGAUUACAGUCGAAAUUUUGCAUGGGUAAAUUCUAAGUUUUGAAGGAUUUGUAAGAAGUGUUCGUGCUAAUGACUUAAUGUUAAACACUGAGUCAGUUCCCUCAAACAUUUCUUACAAAUCCUUCAAAACAUAGAAUUUACCGAUUCAAAAUUCCUACUGUGAUCACAGAAACUUUGACGGUGUAAACCUGUCUUAAUUAACAAUAUUCAGGCUUCCAAAUGAUGCAGUUUUUGCAGGCACAUUACGAUGUUAUGAAUUUUGCUUGCAGCAUCAUUGAGGCCUAACCAAGAAGGUGUACAGAAGGGUAACAAGAAUGGUUGGACUUAAUGAUUUUGGUAAUAAUUACAAAUUUUUUCUGCGUGUUUAUCCAGGGCUCAUCGGUAGUGGGUAUCCAAAGAUCAGUAACAAAGGUUUAUGUGACUUCACGGAUGAAUGCGAAAGAUUGAAAGAAGUUAAAUCCAAACCUGUCAAGGUACAUCGUCAGAUUGUGAGGAAGUUUGAGAGUAAGCCGUUGUAUCUCAAAGACAAUGGCAUGGUGCCACAUUAUACUGGACAUGUACCAGGUAAGAUGCGUUUAGGCUAAGUGGUUUAUUCUGCAUAGCUCGACGAGCACCGAUGUAGUUCUAAACUGUUCUUCUUGGAAGUUCAUAUUAGAUACCACUCCUUAUUGUUCCAGUGUUACUACUGGAGGGAACAAGUAAACUGCCUAAACUCUUCCCCCCAGAGUCCUCCAGGAUCAAGUCCAAACUAUAACCUAACUUUAUUUAUACUGGAUAUAGAUCUAGCAGUCCUAGACUUUUCUUCCUAGGUGUCAAGUAAUUAUUGAUCCAGUGUUACCACAGGAAAAACCUAAACUAAACUAACUUUAGUUAUCCUGGAUAGCUCUAUCAGUUCUAAACUGUUCUUUCUAGAGGUCCAGUAAGGAUCAUCUCUUAUUGAUCCAGUGUUACUACAGGAGGAAACCUAAACUAACUUUAUUUAUUCUGGACAGCUCUAUCAGUUCUAAACUAUUCUUCAUAGAGAUCCAGUAAGAAUCAUCUCUUAUUGAUUCAGUGUCACUACAGGAGGAAACCUAAACUAAACUAACUUUAUUUAUACUGGAUAGCUCUAUCAGUUCUAAACUGUUCUUCCUAGAGGUCCAGUAAGGAUCAUCUCUUAUUGAUCCAUUGUAACUACAGGAGGAAACCUAAACUAAACUAACUUUAUUUAUACUGGAUAGCUCUAUCAGUUCUAAACUGUUCUUCCUAGAGGUCCAGUAAGGAUCAUCUCUUAUUGAUCCAUUGUAACUACAGGAGGAAACCUAAACUAAACUAACUUUAUUUAUACUGGAUAGCUCUAUCAGUUCUAAACUGUUCUUCCUAGAGGUCCAGUAAGGAUCAUCUCUUAUUGAUCCAUUGUUACUACAGGAGGAAACCUAAACUAAACUAACUUUAUUUAUACUGGAUAGCUCUAUCAGUUCUAAACUGUUCUUCCUAGAGGUCCAGUGAGGAUCAUCUCUUAUUGAUCCAGUGUUACUACAGGAGGUAACCUAAACUAAACUAACUUUAUUUAUACUGGAUAGCUCUAUCAGUUCUAAACUGUUCUUCCUAGAGGUCCAGUAAGAAUCAUCUCUUAUUGAUUCAGUGUCACUACAGGAGGAAACCUAAACUAAACUAACUUUAUUUAUACUGGAUAGCUCUAUCAGUUCUAAACUGUUCUUCCUAGAGGUCCAGUAAGGAUCAUCUCUUAUUGAUCCAGUGUUACCACAGAAGGAAACGGGAGUACCUGGAGAAACCUGUGGUGUUUGGUAGAAUCAAACUGGACGUAAUCUUCUUGCAUGCAACUGAGAUGAAAUUAGAACUAGACGAUUGAGUAUUUCAGAAAUCGAACCCAGUUCACACUUACAGAGGUGCCAUGCACUGUGUCAUCAACACGUGCAUAACUGCAACUGACAUUCACAUAAUUUUCUUACAGGUGAAAAGUUUAGAUAUGGUCGAACAUUUGGUUUUAGUACGAAGAAUGCCCGACAACCAAUUGAGACAUUUUAAAAAGAAAGCAAAAGUUUGGAAGAUAUGUAUAAAGUAAAGUCAGUAUUAUUUCAAGAUUCAUAUUAUGCGCAUUAUAUCACAUAUAUAAUUACAAUUUAGAACUCACUAAAUUUUUUUCAAAGUUAAUAAACUUUAACUACACGUUAUAAGUCUGCAGUUCGUAAAUAUGUUUUCUCAAGCUAGGAACUAAGCCGAAACCCAACCUCGUUCCCAGGAUCUAAGAAAGAGACCGAGGUUGGCCGAAACCGACCGUUAUCUUGGGGCGAGGGAAUUCAUUCCGCGCGGCCACUCACGUCCAUAUAAUGAAACUUGUUUACUAGACAGUGCAAACCAUUGUUCACUGAAAAUGAGGCCAUUGUGCAUUGCUUACAGGGAAAAUGUCUGUAUUUCGUUUUGCAACGUUUUCAAACUUUGAAAAUAACAGAUACUGUAACUAGAUAUUAGAAAUAACAUAAAUUAAAUUUAGUUUGAAUAAUAUUUCUCACCCAUAUAUAUUGCAGUUAUUGUUGCGGUAAGGUGCCUACCACAGAAAAUAGGAACAUUUUUACUUCACCAUGUAGAAGUUUUUUACUAAAACAUUUUAAACUGCAACAUAAUAUAUUCUACUGCUCACCACGCAAUGUUAUCCAAAAUAAUUGAAUCUUUAGUUUAUAAUAAUUGAACCUUUAGUUUGUUUAUACAACUUUUCCAAUCAUACGGACAAUUUCAAGCUAUAUAUUACACGGAAUAUUUCAAUCAUCUUGCUCCAACAAUGAGAAUGCAUUGCACACAUGAACGUCUUCCUCGCUACCAGUCUGCUCGUGUUCAGAUGAAUUACUCUCAGCUUCUCUGGUGGCCUCCUCCAAUCUCCACUGUUUUAAGUCACUAAAUUGCUGUUGUAGUUUUGCGAUGUCCUUCGUCUCCGAAUGUGCUUUCCAAGUUUCU
Messenger RNA from Paramuricea clavata, 6743 nucleotides. NCBI's taxonomy places the organism in Eukaryota, Metazoa, Cnidaria, Anthozoa, Malacalcyonacea, Plexauridae. The record is from the annotation of a GenBank genome assembly.